CCAAAGCAAGAAGAGAUAAAAGUGCAACCAAAGCAAUAGAAAAAGAUCAGCAGGACUUGGGGAGCAUUUGAGGAAAAAAAUAAAGAAGAAGAAAAGUCUGCUGAGAAGCGAGGCGAGACAUUGCAGAACUUCAAGGAAGGGAAGGGAAGGAGAGCAGGCUGCGAGAUGAGCUAUCCAGAGAACGAGAAGACAUCUCAAAUAAAUGAAUCGUUUCAUCCUGGACAUCAGCCUGAUCCCAUGAAAUCAGCUAUUAAUCCACCGCCUCCAAUGUAUGAGCCAUAUCCCACUAUGCCAUACCAGUACCAACCUUAUGCUGGACCUGCUGGAGCCAUAGCUGUGAAGCCUCAACAAACCAUCCUCAUCACAAAUGUCCAACCUGUCAAUGAACCAGAUUAUUUGGGCUACUCCAUCUUCACCCUCCUUUGCUGCUGCCUCCCCUUGGGCAUAGCUGCUUUGGUUUAUUCCAUACUGACUCAAGGGGCCAAUCAACGGGGAGAUAUCGCAUCUGCUAAGAGAUAUUCCACAGUGGCACUCAUCUUGGAUCACAUCGCCGUUGCAUUGGGGAUUAUACUUACCACAGUGACUAUUGUUCUCGUCUUUGUCCAGCAUUGA
This is a messenger RNA of Pseudonaja textilis, 612 nucleotides long. Lineage: Eukaryota; Metazoa; Chordata; Lepidosauria; Squamata; Elapidae. The record is from RefSeq and is a predicted model, not a curated record.